Messenger RNA from Salarias fasciatus (jewelled blenny), 1874 nucleotides. RefSeq names its product tubulin folding cofactor B (gene tbcb). The transcript is spliced from 7 exons. Gene Ontology annotation, cellular component: nucleus; cell cortex; microtubule plus-end. The record is from RefSeq and is a predicted model, not a curated record. Gene Ontology annotation, molecular function: alpha-tubulin binding; microtubule plus-end binding. Gene Ontology annotation, biological process: tubulin complex assembly; cytoplasmic microtubule organization; post-chaperonin tubulin folding pathway. The coding region runs from base 199 to 939 and encodes 246 amino acids. NCBI's taxonomy places the organism in Eukaryota, Metazoa, Chordata, Actinopteri, Blenniiformes, Blenniidae.
AUUGGAAGUUACACAUUUUUUUGUUGCUCACUGCGAAGCUUCGUGAAUCGUUUCCCGCAAAAUUUCUAUUUUCCAAUCAUGGAUUCUUCUGGUUGAUUAUAGCUACGGAGACACGUCGACUGUUUUUCACUUGGAAUCUUCAAAGAUUACACAGGAAAACACAGAAAUAUUGUUUGACCCUGUGAAACAGACUGGAGGAUGGACAGCGAAGUGACUGUUAUCUCCAAACCCUUUGUGGAUGUGCGCCUCACCAGCACCAUCUCCUCCUUCCUGGUGAACCGCAGGUUCAACAGAGGGAUUCGUAUAGCAGAACUGAAGGGAAACUUGGAGAUGAUCGUGGGCGCCCCUCCAUCCUGUAUGGACCUGGAGUUGUACAGUGUUUCUGACAAGUUCCUACAAAAGCUCGAAGACGACGAAGCUCUGCUCGGCUCUUAUCCUGUGGACGAUGACUGCAGGAUACAUGUCAUUGAUCGAAGUGGAGGGCAGCUUGCAGAGUUCACCGAUGUUUCCAAAGUGCAGAAAUUCGAGCUCUCGGACAACGACUAUGAUAAGAGAACAGAUUCAGCAAGGGCUUUCAUGAAGAAACAACAGAUCGGUCACUACAACGAGGAGGAAAUGGCCAGGAAGAAAGCAGAACUGGCUGCUCGAAACAAAGAACAGGAGGCUGCUGCCGAGGCCAUUUCGGUCGGCAGCCGCUGCAAAGUGCAGGUCCCCGGGCAGCCCACGAAGCUUGGCACAGUCAUGUAUGUCGGUACGGCAGACUUCAAACCCGGCACCUGGGUUGGCGUGAAGUACGACGAGCCCCUGGGAAAGCACAAUGGAACCGUUGAUGGCAAGCAGUACUUUGAAUGUCAGAACAAGUACGGUGCGUUUGUGAAACCCCUGAAUGUGACUGUGGGAGACUUCCCCGAGGAGGAGUACGAUCUGGAUGAGAUGUAGGAAUCAGCUGUUGUGUCCUGAAUUUCAAGCGCCAAGUUCUCAUUAAAGAUGGAGUCAAAUUGUACUUUUGAUUUCCCCCUGGAAGGCAUCCUCUGAAGGCACUUUAGCCUCAAGUUUUCUCUCUGUAACUUCAGUGCAACAUGACACUGGCGACUGUCGCUCUUUAGUAACGCCCGAGGAGGAGCUAGCAGAAGCAAGGCGUCACGUUUUCAUCACUUACUCCACGCACUUUUGUUUUACUGCGAUCAUUGUCAUGCCGAGUUUUCUGUACAAUUCAACAACCUGUUAAAAAAAAAAAAAAUUGAAGUUGAUGUGUUCAAAUUUGUUGUAUAUAACUGUAUGAUUGUCUGGAGUAUUUUUUUUUUUUUCUUUUUGGUAAAAUUACUGUGACACAUCUGAGGUGAGUUUAAUUUAGAUGUACCUAAACACAACAUGCCAAUAAAAACAGGAUCUGAAUUUAAUUUCACAAUAAGCAGACUAAUAAUUGAAUUUUUAAAGCAGAUUCUAACUCCUCUACAGUUCCUCUCAGUGGUCCAUGUUGAGAGUCAGCGGCACCAGCUUCAUCCUCUUCUUUCUGAAAUGAUCAAAACAGAAACUUCACUAAUGUAAUACUUUUUGUUUAUAUGUUGAAAAUAAAUGAAGUGACAACAGGAUGGGAAAAGAACCUUUUCUGAAUUCAUCUUACUAAAAAUAUAGUUGCACUAAAAUGUGUCCUUAUAUUGAAGCAUUAAAACAUGUUUACAGUUCAUGACUUCAAGGUCAAAGUUUGACUUUUUUUGUUUUUAAACUUUAAAUUCCAGUGUCUGAUUGUGAUCAGGUAAGUUUUUUUCAAUUCCACAGCUGUUCAACAAAAUGGAACUGGAGCUGAAAAUGUCCUCUAAAAAACACAUUGUUUAGUUUAAAGUCAGUUUAUUGGGAUUAUUAGAAGGAGAAAA